This is a messenger RNA of Lactuca sativa (garden lettuce), 1356 nucleotides long. RefSeq lists its product as uncharacterized. The record is from RefSeq and is a predicted model, not a curated record. NCBI's taxonomy places the organism in Eukaryota, Viridiplantae, Streptophyta, Magnoliopsida, Asterales, Asteraceae.
AUGUCUGUUGGUGCUUGGAAUGUUAGGGGAUUGAAUAAAUCUGUUAAGCAGAAGGAGGUUAUUGAUGUUAUUAGGUGUAAUAACCUUGGUAUUUGCGCUGUGAUUGAAUCUCAUGUCAAAAUCUUAAAUCUCAAGAGUGUUUGUGCUAAGACUUUUGGGCAGUGGGAUUGGAUCUCUAAUAAUAAUAGUUGUGAAGCUGGUACUAGAAUAAUAGUGGGGUGGAAUCCGAGACUUUUUGAUGUGAUUCUGCUUUCUCAAUCCAAACAGGUUAUUCAUUGUUAUGUUAAAUUGUGUAAUUCGGAUAUUGGCAUGUAUUUGUCUUUUAUAUAUGCUGCUUCGAAUUAUAUUGAAAGAAGAUUACUUUGGGAUAAUUUGAAAAAACAUAGUUUGGUUGUUAAUAGGGAAGCUUGGGGAUUAUUAGGUGAUUUUAAUGUUGCUUUAAAACCUUCGGAAUAUUCUGAAAGCUGUUCUAGAACUCCUAAAGGAGUUGAAGAUUUUGUUGAUUGUUUGAGUUUUAUAGAAGUGGAGGACUUGAAGUCUUAUGGGUUUCAGUUUACAUGGAACAAAACCCCUAUGGGUAAUAUGGGGCUGUUGAAGAAGCUUGAUAGAGUUAUGGUUAAUCAAAAAUUUAUGUUGAACCAUCCUCUUGCUCAUGCUGUCUUUAAACCAUACAGAAACUCGGAUCAUUGCCCUGCUAUUUUAAAUUUUCCUGGUAACAAAGUGAAGUGGAAACCUUCUUUUAGAUUUGCGAAUUUUAUCUCUGAGAAGGAGGAAUUUCUCCCUUUGGUUAAGGAGAUUUGGGAUAAGAAUAUUGAUGGUUAUUUUAUGUUUAAAGUGACACAAAAGUUGAAGAUUCUCAAAAAACAUUGUAGGGAGAUGUGUAAUAAAUAUUGGGGAGCUGGAAAAAGAAUUCAGAAGUUAAGAAAGGAUUUGGAGUGUAAACAACAAGAUAUUGACAAUAAUCCUUUUGAUUGCAAGAUUAGGGAAGAGCAUGCUAAUAUUCUCUUAGAUUUUAAUAUUGCUUGUAAUGAUGAAGAAAAGAUUCUUGCUCAGCGUGCUAAAAUCAAUUGGUUACAGGAUGGGGACAAUAAUUCUAAAUUCUUCCACAAAAUUGUUAAAAGCAGAGGUAUCAAUAAUCGUAUUCAGAUGGUUCUGAAUGAAGAUGGUCGUUGGGUGAGUGGGAAGGCUAUGAUAGAGAAAUUUGUGUCUCAUUUUAAUCAGUUUUUGGGAUGUAAGGAUGAUACUGAUUUGGCUGGCUUAAAUGAUGAGUUUUUUCCUAAAAAAUUGGACAGUAGGGUGGCUGUUGAUAUGAUUAGAGUGGUUACUGAUGAAGAAAUUAAAUUGGCGAUGUUUUGA